AUGACUUCACAUGACCUUCUUGUAGGCCUGUGCAAACUUCUGACUGUCUUGGCCUCCUUGAAACUUGCGAUGGGCGCUCUGUUGGCUACGGUACACGCAUCGCUGCGCGUCACGCGCACCUUACCUCCGACAGAAUUGUUUUUCGGGGAUUAUGACCUCGCAACGGAUUUUGCAGGCUUCCAGUCUGAACCUGCCCAGCCUUCUAUUGCGAUUUUCUCCCCUCACCAGGAGAUCCCGGUUCACGGAAGGAGGGAUUUUCCCCAUAUCUUCCUUCCCGAAAACGAUCACGCUAGUAUUGUGUCCUUUGUUCAUAAGGCUGUCUACGUGCAAAUUAUGCUUUCCUCUCAACGAAUGGCGCAAACCAUUCAUCUCAAUCCGGGUUUAGCUUGA
Laccaria bicolor S238N-H82 is the source of this 390-nucleotide messenger RNA. RefSeq lists its product as uncharacterized. Lineage: Eukaryota; Fungi; Basidiomycota; Agaricomycetes; Agaricales; Hydnangiaceae. The record is from RefSeq and is a predicted model, not a curated record. The coding region runs from base 1 to 390 and encodes 129 amino acids. The transcript is spliced from 4 exons.